This is a messenger RNA of Penicilliopsis zonata CBS 506.65, 1752 nucleotides long. RefSeq lists its product as hypothetical. Gene Ontology annotation, molecular function: ABC-type transporter activity; ATP binding; ATP hydrolysis activity. The annotation marks the transcript as partial. The record is from RefSeq and is a predicted model, not a curated record. Gene Ontology annotation, biological process: transmembrane transport. Gene Ontology annotation, cellular component: membrane. The transcript is spliced from 3 exons. NCBI's taxonomy places the organism in Eukaryota, Fungi, Ascomycota, Eurotiomycetes, Eurotiales, Aspergillaceae.
UACAAGUUCUUUCUUCCCUUUUUCUGGCCCAAAAAAAAUCGACUUCUUCAGUUAAGCUACCUUGGAGUAGGCCUUUGCUUACUAGCGGAGCGUGUUCUUAAUAUGCUCAUUCCUCUACAACUGGGAAGGAUUGUGAGCUUGUUGAGCCAGAGCAAUGGUAUCAAAAAGGAAUACUCUGACAAAAAUACAGAAGCCAUUCCGAAUAGAGAGCUGCUAAUAAUUGCAGGCUUGCAAUUCCUCUGCUCCAGUGGUGGUAUUCCCGUGGCGCGAAAGUAUCUUUGGUUACUUCUUGAGAAUUCUUCCUACAUUGGGAUCAGCACAGCUGCAUUUGAGAAGAUUAUGUCAUUGUCUGGUGAUUUCCACGAUGGCAGACAUCCUGAUAAAUCCUGGGAGUCCAUCAACAGAGGGCUGUCUGUUAGAUAUAGCUUUCGCACAAUCUUAUUCCAGAUACUUCCGCUAAUCAUCGACCUGCUUCUUGAUAUGAGCAUGUUAUGCAUCAUAUUCGGGGCGAACAUGGCACUGAUUACUGCAGCGGUGAUCGCUACUUUCUUGUGGUCAUCGUGGAAGAUUUUAUCAUUGCGGCAAGAGAGGAAAAAGAAGCUGAUAGCAGAUCAGGAAAAAGAGCAGAGUAUUCUCCGCGAAUCGACGUCAAAUUGGCGAACGGCAGUGUGCUUCAACCGCGCCUCUUAUGAGAGAUCACAAUAUCGAUCUGCAUUGAUGAACAAGACCAAUGCUUCCGUCAGCCUUUGCAAGUACAUUUAUCUUGAAUCAGUUAUACAAUCGUCUCUGUUGAUCGCAGGAGUAAUGGGGACAUGCUUUCUAGUAUUGUGUUCAGGUACUCAGGGAGAUCAAACUGUGGGCGGCUUGGUGGUGCUACUCGGUUACUGGGCCCAAUUGGCUGGUCCUCUUCGGUUCUUUGCAAGUGGACUUCAGAAUGUCAGAUUUGAGCUCAUUAACGCCGAGGAACUGAUUUCUUUGAUGAAAGAAGCACCUAGUGUUGUUGAUGUCUUACAUGCAAUGCCUCUAAUGCUGGAAGAAGGGGUAGUCCGGUUCAGAGAUGUCAGCUUCAGUUAUGAUGGCCCAAGGCGAGUAUUGCAUCGUCUCAAUUUCAAGGCCGUAGGGGGCAGUAAGACUGCAAUCGUCGGCGAAGCAGGAGCCGGCAAGUCGACUAUCUUGCAGCUCAUUCUCCGUUUGUAUGACAGUACAGACGGGAAAAUCACAAUCGACGGGCAGAAUAUCCGGGAAGUCACUCAAGAGAGCUUGCGGGCCAACAUCGGAAUCGUCCCCCAAAACCCAACUCUUUCCCAUGGUACGAUCCUUGAAAACAUCAAACAGGCCAGCGCGUUCGCCACAGAUGAGCAGGUCUAUGAAGCAUGCAAAGCAGUGGCUCUUCACGACCGAUUCCUGGCACUGGCAGACGGAUAUCAAAGUUUAGUUGGUGAGGGUGAGGUUGAUUUAUCCCAAGAAGAGCUUCGACGUAUCGCCUUUGCACGAGUAAUCGUCAAAAACCCAAAGAUCGUUCUCCUGGAUGAACCGAAGAGAGAAAUAGAAAGGAAGGCAGAAGAGUCGAUACAGGCUAACCUUGACAAAUUCUGUGCUGGACGCACAACUAUUGUGGUCUCGCAUCAACUUUCAACUGUGACCAAUGCCCAAAAGAUCUUUGUCGUUCGCAAUGGGAAAAUAGUAGAGCAUGGAUCUCACAACUUAUUGCUGAAGACUGGUGGCCAUUAUUCUCAAAUGUGGUCACAGCAA